UGCAGAAUACUCAGUACAUGGGAAAAUACUCCCGAGAUCACCCAACCAUUAUCAUGUUCUGGAAGAUUUUCCAUAAACUGACACUACCACAAAAGAAGAGUUUUCUCUAUUUCCUGACUGGAAAUGAUAAAAUUCCCGUGUUUGGUUUUGAAAACACACUUAUGAAGGUCACCUCAUUUGGUGUUCCAAAGGAAGACUAUCUCCCAGAAUCUCAGACAUGCUCCCAGCUACUACUGCUCCCCGAAUACUCCAAAUCUGCAAAGCUGCGCAAGAAGCUGCUCCUGGCUAUAGACAACAACAAAGGACUUGACAGAAUAUAG
Molecule: messenger RNA, 320 nt
Organism: Staurois parvus
Lineage: Eukaryota; Metazoa; Chordata; Amphibia; Anura; Ranidae
Source: the annotation of a GenBank genome assembly